UCGAGCGGCCACGCGCAGCGCUGCCGCCGCUAUCGCUGCCGCUGCUGCCGAUGACGGUUCCGCGGGGUGUGCAGGCAGCACCCGAGUCCCUGGACUCCAGACGGGAGUGGUGACUGAGUGACAGGGGACCUCUUCCCAGGAGGGUGGUGGAGAACCGCUGGGGUCUUCACUGUGGCGCACGCGAGCUCCGUUGCUUCGAGAUUUCCCACGAACCUUGUCGCCUCUCGGGGCUGACCCAAUCUCAGCACCGGGGCAUCGCCACCAUCGUCAUCAUCUCAGCCAGAUGGACGUCAUGCACCGCGAGUGCAGGUUCAUGCUGGCGUUGAGACACGCAGAGGAGCGCUGCACAGAGGGGCUCUUGGCCACGCGCAAUGACAGCCACGAGCCGGGCUGCGAAGGCACGUGGGACAGAGUCUCCUGCUGGCCACACACCGCCCUGGGCCAAAACGUCACCCUCGCGUGCCCUGACUUCAUCUUCUUUUUCAUCAACAAACAAGGCGCCGUGACGCAGCGCUGCACGGCGCAGGGGUGGACGGAGCCGGAGCCGCCCUACGGAGUGGCGUGCGGCUACGACAACUCGAGCCUGACGGACGUGGACAAGAGGCUGUACUACCUGGCCGUGAAAGAGGUGUACACGGUCGGCUACAGCCUCUCCUUCGCCCUGCUCUCUGCUGCCAUGCUUGUGUUGUGCCUCUUCAGAAAGUUACGCUGCACGAGGAACUACAUCCACGUGCAGCUCUUCGCGUCCUACAUGCUGCGGGCCAGCUCCGUGCUGGUGAAAGACGUCGUGCUCUUCUCCAACGAGGACUCCGACAACUGCGGAUCGCCCACGCCGUGGUGCAAGCUGGCCAUGGUGUUCUUCCAGUACUGCAUCGUGGUCAACUUCAGCUGGCUGCUGGUCGAGGGCCUCUACCUGCACACGCUGCUGCUCGUCGCCUUCUUCCCCGAGCGGACUUACUUCUACUGCUACAUCGCCUUCGGCUGGGGAGCCCCCGCGCUGUGCGCCCUGGCCUGGGUGGCCUCGCGCCUUCUGCUGGAGGACACGGGCUGCUGGGACACGAACGGCAGCACGCUGCCUUGGUGGAUCAUCAAGGGCCCCAUUCUGCUCUCCAUCCUGAUCAACUUCUCCCUCUUCGUGAGCAUCAUCCACAUGCUGCUCAAGAAGCUGAGCUCGCCGCUCGUCAGAGGAGCACGCAGCAACCAUCACUACAAGCGCCUCGCCAAGUCGACGCUGCUGCUCAUCCCGCUGUUCGGCGUCCACUACGCGGUGUUCGCCUUCUUCCCCGACGAGGCGGGCGAGCUGGCGACGCACACGCGCCUCUACCUGGAGCUCGCGCUCGGGUCGUUCCAGGGCUUCGUCGUGGCUCUCCUCUACUGCUUCCUCAAUGGCGAGGUGCAGCUGGAGCUGAGGCGGAAGUGGCGCGGCUGGCGAUCGGAGCGUCUCCUCGUGCGGAGCUCCAAGCAGCAGCGCCACCAGCAUCAGCAGCAGCAUCAGCAGCAGCAUCAGCAGCAUCAGCAGCAGCACGCGGCCGGGAGCGGCGGCAACACGCGGGUCUCGCUGCUGCUGCGCGGCAGCAGCGCGGGCACGCAGCUCUCGUGCAGCCAGCAGGAUCAGACCACCGUGAUGUAG
Molecule: messenger RNA, 1630 nt
Organism: Lethenteron reissneri (Far Eastern brook lamprey)
Lineage: Eukaryota; Metazoa; Chordata; Hyperoartia; Petromyzontiformes; Petromyzontidae
Product: vasoactive intestinal polypeptide receptor 2-like
Biological process (GO): cell surface receptor signaling pathway; adenylate cyclase-modulating G protein-coupled receptor signaling pathway
Cellular component (GO): plasma membrane
Molecular function (GO): peptide hormone binding; G protein-coupled peptide receptor activity
Source: RefSeq, a predicted model, not a curated record